Messenger RNA from Oncorhynchus keta (chum salmon), 4010 nucleotides. RefSeq names its product Krueppel-like factor 7. The coding region runs from base 558 to 1454 and encodes 298 amino acids. The transcript has 4 exons. Gene Ontology annotation, biological process: regulation of transcription by RNA polymerase II. Gene Ontology annotation, molecular function: RNA polymerase II cis-regulatory region sequence-specific DNA binding; DNA-binding transcription factor activity, RNA polymerase II-specific. NCBI's taxonomy places the organism in Eukaryota, Metazoa, Chordata, Actinopteri, Salmoniformes, Salmonidae. The record is from RefSeq and is a predicted model, not a curated record.
AUUCAUUCUAACUCCUCCCUUUUACCUAUUUUAGCGCCGCCUUAAUUGGACGCCAGUGAGAUCUUCAAACCCUAUUUACCUUAUAUGGUCACGCACGGAAUUGAUUGACAACAAACCACUCCCCCGUCCGAGUCGCUUGCUCGCUCCGCUCAGUAGACAGCUAGCCCGGGCUCCUCUCCCAGUCGCAUGAUGAAGCUACUGCAGGCAGCGGAAAAACCAACCUGGAAUUUAUAGAGCGAAUAUUGCAAUCUGGCAAUGCGGAAAUAGAUGGACGUUUCAUGUCACCGAGUUGGCAUUCCACUCCUGGACUGAAGACCUGAGAGUUAGCGCCAGAGAAAAAAGGAUUGCAAUUCAGAGACAUAAUAUUCAACUCUUCUUUUUCUAUUGUUUAUAGUGGUUCUUCGGUGUGUUAUUUAUUUCCAGUGGUAUAUAGCGCCAUACUUUCUGGUGCAUGGACAGACGCACAGGGGAGGAUCUGUUAACCCCUAACCAUACAAAAGUGGGGUUGUAUUUCUUCCGGUGGAUCAAAGUAAAUUACUUUCAAAUCUUGCAUCAACAUGGACGUGUUGGCGAAUUACAGUAUUUUUCAGGAACUCCAACUCGUGCAUGACACUGGCUAUUUCUCUGCAAUGCCUUCGCUGGAGGAGAACUGGCAGCAGACGUGUCUGGAGUUGGAGCGGUACCUGCAGACGGAGCCCAAGCGUCUAUCAGAGCUGUUUGACGAGGAGCUCGACUGCCUCCUGACGCCUGCCUUCGUGGAGGGUGCUGACAGUGACCUGAUGGAUCCCCUGGACCCACUCCUCCCCAGCCCCCCUCCCCUCCUCCCCUCCCUCCCCAAGGUCCUACAUGCCCCACACCUCCACAACACCAAGGCCUCUGAAAAAGAGUCUGGAGCAAAGAUCACCAAGGAGGGGGUCAACGGGGUCAACGCUGCCCAGCUGAGUGCCGUCACCUCCCUCACGCCGCCCUCCUCGCCGGAGCUGGGCCGCCACCUGGUCAAGCCCACGCAGACUCUCACCGCUACAGCCGACGGCACGCUCACGCUCAAACUGGUGGCCAAGAAGGUUGGUCUGAACGCAGCCAAGCUGGUGGCCAUGCACGCCACACUACCCUCGCCGCCCAGCAGGGGGGCACACAGUGACAGCGAGCAGGGGUCUGGGUCGCUGGGGGGAGAUAUCCCUGAGAACAAGAAGAGAGUCCAUCGCUGCCAGUUCAACGGCUGCAGGAAGGUUUACACCAAGAGUUCCCAUCUGAAGGCCCACCAGAGAACACACACAGGUGAGAAGCCGUACAAGUGCUCCUGGGAGGGCUGUGAGUGGCGUUUCGCCCGGAGCGAUGAGUUGACAAGGCACUAUCGCAAACACACCGGGGCCAAACCAUUCAAGUGUAACCACUGUGACAGGUGUUUCUCCAGGUCCGAUCACUUGGCGCUGCACAUGAAGAGGCACAUCUAAGAGAGAGCGAGGAGGAGAGCGGGGAAGAAGAGCGAGAGAAGGGAGAUAGGAGAGAAGAUGAAGUAGGCAGGAGGGAACCACACACCAGCUCCAGCUCUCACCAUCCCGAGGCUGCCCCUGCCACCUGAGACCUGACACUAGAAGCAUAGCAUGGGGGAUGACACGCUGGACGGAUGUAAGCCACGACCCAGGAUGGACCCAUGGUCAGCGAGGACAGAUGGAGUGAUGGAGGGAAAGAGAAGGAGGAGGAGGAGCUUGUUGUUGUUUUUUAAUUCACACAUCUCUCUUUUAUUGCAUCCUCUGAUUAGCCAUGCCUUGGUCUGAUCCAAGUCUGGUAACUCAGACACUGCCAAACCAAUACGCUGAUCCAGUUACGACCCAUUACACUGUUUAUUUACAUUUAAACUAUAGAGCGACUUGGGAAAGGAGAUGGUUCACCCAGAAUAAACUGAUAAACUUUGACACGCCAAUCGUCAGUGACUUGCAGAAGCAACGAUGGGCAUCCCAAACCAACAGCAACUAUUGCCCGUUUUAUUCUGAUGCGCUGUUUCCCAAUCCUAUCACAAUGUUUUCGGGGUGUCUCUACCCUCACCAAGCCGUGUGAAAUAACAACAAUGCCAGAAUAGCGAGAAGAGAGAGACCAAUGGAACUAGUGGCCAAUCCGUCAGUGUCGCCCCCUGCCUGUGGGAGGAGGGUCUGACACUUCAGAGAGUGAGCUCUGUGACCCUGAUGCGGACUUCUCAGGCUCUCCUGUAGGAGGCGCUCUGCUCUUCUCUCUCACCUUCACUCCUGCCACCUCACUGGCAACAUCUAACAGAUGCGCAGCGACACUUUCUUGCCUUUGUUUUUUAAAGACAAUGAAUUAUUAUUAUUAAGAAUAAAGGUCUGUUUUCUCUGAAAUGUCUUAAAAAUUCACUGAAGGAAAAAAACUAAAACAGUUUAUGUACAAACGAAGAACAAUGUGCUCAUUCAAGGGAGGAACAACGAAUGAACUUACCCCGACCCGUAUGCACAGGCUAAACUCAGUAGCCGCUAUCUAGCACUGAUAGCUAAGAAGAUGGAAAAACAAAAAAUAAAUCACAUGAACGCUGAAAGAAAAAGGAUUUGUAUUGUUGGCCUGAUAUUAAAGGAAAGGCCGUCUGUUUUCCACUCUGUGUUUUUCUCCAGCUGAAAACAAACCUUGGUGGGACCUUCGAGGCUUCAUCACCAAGCCAGGACCAGAACAGAACAGAAAACUGGAAAAUGUUUGCUUUGUUUGUGUGGAUUGUGGAACUCCACCAUCUCCCAUAGGAAACCCCUAUCUCCUCCAGUAUGGAGGGGCCUGGGAGGCUGGUCUGCUGUGACCACAUCCCCUGUUUGGGAGACUAGGGACCUGAUAGGCUACUGGACAUGAAUCUGGGUAUUAGAAAGGACAACAUGGCUUCAUCAUCCCAGAGGGACUUGCCUGUUUCGUAUCCAUUGUCCACACUGACUUUUUCAAUGUUAUCUGUGCUUUUUUUCAUACAGUACAACAAAAAAAACUGAAAAAAUAAUACAAAUAAAAAACACUCAAAAAAAUACUACACAAAAAAAACGAUUCCGUCUCUCUCACACCGUACAGGCACGUAGACACACCAACACACAGAACAGUUUGCUCAUGGCUCCACUUUGAGAUAAGGAAAAUAUAUGAUUGAGUUAAUGAACAGACUUGGAAAGCAAAACACUGCAUGGCAGCUUCUCACACUCGGAUCGCUUCCCGGAAUCAUUUGUUCUGCUCCAAAUUUUUCACAGUAGGAUUUUUAGCAAUUGUUGUUUUGUAGAUGAAGAUCUGAUUCCGCUUGAGGUAACGGCUUUGAAGUGAGAAAACGAGCUCAUUCUCAUGUUCAAACAAUCUCAGUCUCUGUAUGUUAACAAUCAGCUUCAACAGCAUGGGACCAGAUUCCUCUGCCCCAGGUCUAUGAAGUCUUACAUUGCCUUGCAAUCAGGGCAUUAAUACCAAUACCACUGUCACUAUUACUGUACCCACAAACUUCCCCCCUCACAUAAACCCUGGUCUCCUCACAUCAGUUGUAAUGGCUGCUGUAUCAGAAUAGAUGCCAUUACUGUCUCUAUAGUAAUGUGUAUGUUUCAGCCUUGCCAGACUCUCCUAGACGGUCCCAGAACUGCCCUCAUGGGGGCCGGUGGAGCUCAGAACAAUCGAUACCAAAAACCUCCAGCGCGGAACUGCCCUCGAGCCACGGGCAGGAUCUGGCAUAGAACACAGUGGCAUCUGGGAAUCCGACCGUCUCCAUCCUAGGCCUCUUAGCACCACCGCGGCAGCUUUCUCUACAAACACAAAACAAGACAAGUCUCUCGACAACAAGGCGAUGUAAAACAAGACAAGUCUCUCGACAACAAAGACGAUGUAAAACAAGAGAUUGAGAUGAUCUUUGUGUUUUGAUUCCACUCUUUAGUUGGAACUUCUUCCUUGUUGUUUUGUUGUGGUUUUAACGCUACAAUUAUUAUUUUUGUUGCCAAGGUGGAUGAUGCAAGGUCAUGCCAAAAUGUAAGAAAUGCAGGGGUGCGGGUUUUGAACAA